This is a messenger RNA of Prorocentrum cordatum, 693 nucleotides long. Lineage: Eukaryota; Dinophyceae; Prorocentrales; Prorocentraceae. The record is from the annotation of a GenBank genome assembly.
GAUCCACCGCAACGAGAUCUUCGGGCUCGGCCCCAUCACGCGGGUGGGGCUCAACCGCUUUGCUUGUGUGCAGGCGCGCGUGCUGUCCGACGGUGACGAGGGUGCCGGGGCCCCAGAGACGGCGAGGCUUCGCGCAGGGCCUGACCUGGAGAGGCUAGGCGAGGGUGUCCCCCAGGACACCGUGGACGACCAGGAGCGCUUCUCGGAUAUUGGCAAUUCGGCCGUGGCGGAGGUUCACGGCGCCGUCGCAUGGGCUGCGAGGGUGAUUGCCGGAGACCGCGAGGCUUGGUUUAAAAAGAGGCAGGCUGCUGAGCGGGAUGAUCGCAUCAUCGGCGUUCAGGUCAGCAGCGGCAAGAGGUGCAUCGCGUUUAAGGGAGCCUUGGCUCUGUACCCACAGAUGAAGGACAACGAUUGGGGCUUCCCCGGGCCCGAGCUGGCCGCGGAGGGCCUUGCCCUGAUCGACAAAGCGGGCGGCAUCGAGGUUCACGAGCGAGACUGGCAGAACGACUCGGGGUGCAUCCGGGUGCAGCUCGAGAUGGCAGUCGAUCGCAGCCCCGCCCGCCCCGACUUCACGGGCCUCGAGGAGGUGGUGGGCGGCGUGGCCACGGCGCCCAGCUGGGCCAGCACGGGGGCGCUCCGCGAGUGGGUCGCGGGCCGCCAGAAGGACAGGGCCCAGGUGCUCAAGCGGGCCAG